Molecule: messenger RNA, 516 nt
Organism: Suillus plorans
Lineage: Eukaryota; Fungi; Basidiomycota; Agaricomycetes; Boletales; Suillaceae
Exons: 3
Coding region: 1-516 (171 amino acids)
Source: RefSeq, a predicted model, not a curated record
AUGAUCUUUCCAUAUAUUUUUUCAGCUUCAGAAGAACAAAUCGUUCUAGACGACGCGCACGUCCCUGGCGAGGACGCGAAAGAUGCAUUCGAUGAAAAAGUAGCCGAAUCGAUCAAAGAGUCGAUCAAGAAGUCACGGCGCUCUUGGAAAAUUCACCAUGAGUCUUCAAUGUGGGCCAGAGCAGCGGGUCUGAGCGACGAUGAACUCACGAGCUUCUCUCGAGAUGAUCUCGUACAAAUCCGAAACGGACAGGCGAGCUACGGACACGUUAUCUUUGGGAAGUUGAGGCUUCCUGCUGUUAAUGAUAAGCUCGGCGAGGGAUAUGUUCACGUCAGGAUCCACCACGAGGGAGUUUCCGGAUGGAAACUACACGCUAUCCAUCACCUCACAGCAUCCUUUGACGAGGAUGGCCAUCCUCAUUCUUGGCGUGCCAUCCAUCCUGAUAGCUAUCCCUUGGAGUUCUUUGAGUACCACUCCGAGCUUCACGAGGCCCCACAACGUUCCUCUCAUCGGUGA